GCAUUUCCUCUUCCGCUUUCGAAUAAAGACCGACAAACGAAAAUUUUGAUUAGCAUAAACUGAGGUUUCACCUAAGUUUUCGGAAUGGAUGAUAAAAUCAUAAAUUCUGAUGAACCUGGCAUGGUUGGAUUUGGCGGCUUGCCUAACCAAAUACAGAGAACUUUAUAUAAAAAAGGAUUUGAUUUUACACUAAUGGUUGUUGGACAAUCGGGGCUUGGUAAAUCGACGCUAAUUAAUACUCUUUUUCUCACCGACCUGCCAGCUAAGAAGAAAGGAAAUCAAAAAUUAAAAAUCGAAAGUUCUACUGUGGAGAUUGAAGAGAGGGGCGUGAAAUUGCGAUUAAGCGUAGUAGACACUGUCGGAUUCGGAGAUUCCAUCAACAAUCAAGAAGGGUUUCAGCCUAUUAUUAAAUACAUCGACGAUCAAUUUGAAAAAUACUUAAGAGAUGAAUCUGGUCUUAACCGACGCAAUAUUCACGAUUCAAGAGUGCAUUGCCUUCUUUAUUUUAUUGACCCAAGCGGUCACUGUUUGAAACCUAUUGAUAUCCAAUUUCUUAAAGAAGUUCAUAAUAGAGUAAAUGUUAUUCCUAUUAUCCCGAAAGCUGAUAUGCUUACAAUAAACGAACGACAAACGAUGAAGAAAAUGAUCAGACAACAACUCAUUGAGAAUAAGAUUUCCAUUUAUGAUCUACCACCCUGUGAGCCAGAUGAUGAUGAUAGCUACAAGAAAUUAUGCAAACGCAUAAAGGAUGCUGUCCCAUUUGCCGUAAUAGCAUCUAUGGAUAAGGUACCUAUUGCUAGUGCUGCAGGAAAAGGAACAGGAUUGGUAAGAGGAAGAACUUACCCUUGGGGAACCGUUCUAGUUGACGACGAAAAACAUUCAGAUUUUGUAAUACUAAAAAAGCUAAUAAUAACUCAUCUUCAAGAUCUUCAAGAUGUUACUCAUACAGUACACUACGAAAAUUAUCGAUCGAAAAAACUGAGUAAUGACCCCAAGAGAGCUAUGGCAUCAUCAGCUAGCGGCUUGUCACAAAAGGAAAGAGACUUGUUACUGAAGGAACAGGAACUUGAACAAAUGAAGAGAAAAUUGCAAGAAGAGCAAGAAAUGUUAAGGAAACAAAGAGAAGGGUUUAGAGCAAAGUAAAAUUUGUUUGAUAAAUGGAAUGUAUUUCCAAGUUGUAUUUAGUAAACUGAUCUGCGCUUCUUUAGUGUUAUUCUUUUUAUUUUAUAAGAGUAUCUUUUUACUAAAUCAUGUUUAAUGUGUUCACAACUACUUGAUUUGACAAAAAGAACACGGUGGCUAAACUUUAAAAGAUAUCGAAUUAUAUUUUUUUUACUCUAUUUGUUUUUGUGCUUUUUUUUUGCAUACAAGUUAGUCGACAGAAUCUGAAAAGUAUGAAUUUGAUACGAUAUAAAUUUUCAUUCAAAAUAAAAUUAAAAAAGUAAUGAUUUUGAUUUUUUUAAUUUAUAUUUUCACUUCAACCCCUUUACAUAGACAAUCAUAUUCACUAACAAAUGCAUUAUCCAUUAUAAAUUAGUUAUUUCUCUAAGUCUCCUGACCUCCGGUUUGUGACAAGUGUCGAACAAUAUCAACCCAAUCGUGCCCUCUUGGAAGUUCUCCUGUCGUCGAAAGUUUAUUAUACAUUCUUCUUUUUUGAGAUUUCGUCAAUUGCUCUUUUUUUAUUUUGACGUUUUUUGUUUGAAUUUCAGUGGGAACGUUCUCUUCUUUAUUUUCCGUAGAACUAGGUAUAAUAUCAGGAAUUAAUUCAUCAAUAUUUUGUUGUACAUGAUCAAAAAGAACGAAAGUCAUAGGCGAUCCCAAGUAAUGUUCUAUUUCAUUUUCUAUUUUUUGCUUUAUAUGCGAUUUGCAUUCAGAACUUAAGAAAUUAUUGUAAAAUAAAUCCAAAUUAAUAAGAGGACCUUCAUCAGGAUAGUUUUUAGUCCAUUCAAUCUGUACCAAAAGGGUCUUUUUUUCAUUUAUGGUGGAAGUCACCUUACAUUGGAAUGUAGUAUCAUUUAUAACUUUAAAAUUCUCAUCAUCAUCAUACAUUGCUUUAAUCGCCUCCCUCUCAUCGGAUUGUUGUUCUUCGAUACUCAUUCUUCCAACCGAUGAGUUUGAUUUGGUCACGUUUCUCUGAGCGAUAAACACCCAAUCUGAAAGGAAAACUGUU
This is a messenger RNA of Dimorphilus gyrociliatus, 2170 nucleotides long. The record is from the annotation of a GenBank genome assembly. Lineage: Eukaryota; Metazoa; Annelida; Polychaeta; Dinophilidae.